Molecule: messenger RNA, 4482 nt
Organism: Gallus gallus (chicken)
Lineage: Eukaryota; Metazoa; Chordata; Aves; Galliformes; Phasianidae
Exons: 2
Coding region: 1686-2597 (303 amino acids)
Source: RefSeq, a predicted model, not a curated record
CUGCUCCAUGCAGGCCCGUGCUUUGCUGCUGCCCUGCCUGUCCCCUGCCCCCAGCCGGGCUCCUGCUGCAGCUCCCUUCUGGUUUUCAUUACCCUCCUCUGAGCUGAAGGCGAACAGCCUAAUUUGGAAUAACAGCCGAGUGAGUGCGAAGGGGAAAAAUCCUGCACUCUCUCUUUUCCUCAGCUAAUCCCCUGACAAAUUCUGCAGGGCCCUGGCUGAGGGCUUGUUCCAGAGAUGUCCCUGAUUGAAAUGGAAAUACUCCCCGCUCCUCUCCCUUAAAGGAGAAGCUUCCCUGUGUUUAUAAAGCCUUCCGGGGGUUUAUGAUUUUAUUUUCAUGGCCGGCCUUCCCCAGGAAUGUGGCAGCAGGCUCAAGGGCUGCAGGAAGCACUGCUGCCCAUAAACCCCUGCACUCAGUGCUCCCUGGCUGACAUUGUCAUGAAACAAAAAUAUUCCUGAUGCUUAUCAGAGCCCCACAUCAAAGGCGCUGGGGCCAUAAAUCUCCCUGGGACAGCUCUGUGCACUCCAAAUCAAAGCAGUUCUCCAGGCUGGCCUAGACAUGGGGGGGGGGGAUGGGUCCUGGGGCCCCCAGCAUUGGGUUUGCACCAACAGGGUGAGCAAACCAGCCUCAUUUUAUCCCCAGUCAGGGUUAAACCUACUUAAAAUCAGGUGUGUGUGUGUGCACGGAUGGAGAAAGUGCUGUGCAAAGUGCACGUUGGUGAUGGGUGACCCCGAUGUCCCCGGGCAGGCUGACAGCGCUGUGCAGCUCUCCCUGCUUUUGUUGCCAGCUGGAGCCAGGAGCACUCCUGCAGAUCAUUUCGAUUCGGGUAAAUCAGCGCUUUCCACUCCCCAAAGGAUAUUUCCCACCAGUUGGGCUGCGGGGUCACCUCCAGCAGAGAAGACCUUGAGUGAUGGAUGCUGUGUCUCGCAGCAAGGUGCUCAGAAAGAGCUUGGAAACAGCAUUGGGUCCCAUUGGAAGUGGGGUGAUGGUGUCUGCGCUGCAAAUGAGGACCAACUUGGUGGGGCAUCAACAUGGAUCACAAGGGAAAUGGCCAAAAUGGGUGAGAGGCAUUUCCUUCUUCCCCUCCCUGGAGGGUACACUUUGUGCUGUGCUGUGGGGUUGGUAUGGGGAUUGCCCUGCAAUGGAGCGGCCCAUGUCCCCAUCACCAUCCCAGCCCAGAGGUUCCAUGGGGUGGGCGCUUUCCUCCCUGCUGCUGUCAGGAUGUUUACAGAGCUCGGGAUCAGUCUGGAUCCUGGAGAUGUUCAGCUGUGGCAGCACCGUGCUGGUGGGGUCAAGAGGCCAUUGGUGUGUGUUGCACCCCCCACAGGCAGUGUGAGCUGUCAGAGCCAACACGGGCUCCCAAACCCACUGAAACCUCCCCAUACAUGGGAGUCACCUUCAGGGUGCCAUUUCCAAACCUGAGUGUAAUGUUCCUAAACCCAGGUUUAACCUUCCCAAACCCAUGGUAAUGUUCCCAAAACUGGGGAUAACAUUCCCAGAUUGGGGGAUAAUAUUCCCAAACCUGGGAAUAACAUUCCCAAAUGGGUGAUAGCCUUUUGCUGAGCCCGGCACCCCCAGCACUGCAGCGGCGUUCCCUGCCCGGCUCCCUUGCUGGCACGGAGGCAGAUCUGAGGAGCUGCAGGAAGUACAUUUGUUAUUGGGAACGCUUUGAUAUUUCACAUGUGAAAUGUCUGCAUGCUGGAGGAGUUCAGGCAUCUGGCAGGAAAUUACCAUGAAUCCUGUUUCUCCCCGCAGUCACACGCACGCACGCCGCUCUCCUUCCCUUUCCCUUCUUUCCUCGCCCCGUCUGUGUGCCUUCCCCUUUCCUCACCCAGACCCCAGGGAGCAUCCCCAACCCCACGCCCCAGGAGCACCUCUGACCCCGAUUCCCCUCCCCAGCCCCAACAAGAAGCAUAACAGGUUUUCAAGGAACACAGAAGGGCCUUUGGGGCAGCACACCGGGCUCUUUGUGCACCUCUCCCUCUGUUCCGUCUGCUUGGAGAGCCCUGCAAGUCCCGGGGUGGCUCUUCAUGUUGCUUCCUGCCCUCUGCACUAUCACUCCCAUCAGGCUGCUGUCAGGUGGCUCCGCUUCGUAUCACUCAGUGUGGCCCUUGCCAAAAAAAUUAUGACAGUAUUAAAUGGUUUUAUUACAGUAAACUGCAGAUUGCGCAGUGUAAACACAGGUGGUGCAACACAUCUCGCUUUCAAUUGCAUCCAUGCCAGCGGGAAGGGCAGGGUCUGGCCCCACGUGGGGUCUCCCCCUGUGUCGGGACCCCCUCAACCUCAGCCCCUCUGGACUGUGUUCUGGGGCAGGUUUGUGACCCAGUUUGGGAAUGGCCCUGGAAGCUGUGGGGUCAGAGCAGAGCGAGGAAUUCCUGCCCUCCCUAGAACCAGUGGGGCUGGAUUUUGCACAAGGUUUUCAGUUCUGUGGUGUUUGUUCCAGAGGGGGAGGAAAAUCCGAAGGGGAGUGAAUGCAGCCCCACACUGUGCCCUGCUUUGGGUCUGCCAUGGAGAACCCGGCACACCGUGGGGUACACUUCUCUGGAAUCAGGCAAACAGAGAAAAUCCCAUUGGAUGUUACCAAAAAGGAGCAGUGUGAGGGUGGUGGAAACCCCACAGCUGCGUCCAGGGACAGGAGAUGGUGGCAUGGGGUUGGUGGCAUGCAGCUCAACACACAGUGCUCAAUACAUGGAGCCCCUAGAGGGACAGGAGCAAUACCAGGGCUGGACGUGAACAGAGGCCCUUUGAGCACCAGCCCUGACUCAUGCAGAACUGCCUGCAGGAAGGACAGCCCCCGUCUGCCCUCUCCCUGCUUGGCCCAAAGUGCUCUGGAGCACGGGCUGUCUUUUUCCCCCUCUCCUUUUGCUUUUACAGGUUUCAUUUUGGCUUUGAUUCCAACAAGUUUACUGACAGAUUACUUCAUUUUAACUCUAUGGCUUUCCUGUCUUGUGGGAGGCAUAUUUCUAAGUAUCAUAUUUAUCAAAAGGACUGUGCAAAAACAAGGGCCAGAAUUACUCUUUUGAUGGUUCCCCCAAUAAGUACAAGGCAAUAAAUUUUUCGGGAAAGGAAACCUGAGUGGGGACCUUCAGAGCUGGGUCUGGGUGUGGGGCACGGGUACAGCUCCUCCCGCCCCGGGGGGACGCAUUUCCCCCCCUAUGACUUUAAAUCAGAGCAGCAUUUCCAUAAAUCACGCCGAACACUUAUUUAUUGGACAUAGUUUUGGGGCUCUUAAAGCACGGAAAAUAAAUUUAAUGGAGCGUUUGGAGCAUUUCUCCAAUCUUUUGAGGGAUUACUUGGGGAAUUUGUCAACGGAGCCAAGCACAGCAGCUUGAUCCAGAGAGAUGGGAAAGAAAUUAUGGGAGAUACUCUACAAAGGCCCAGGUGUACCCUAAAUCACAUCAAAAAAGAUUAAUGUCAAAGCAUUGCUUGCCAGCAGAGUUGAUUGGCAGUGCUGCAGUUUAUUUAAUAAACUAUCAUUUUAGCCAGAGGGUGACUUUAAUCUGAAUUACAUUUUCUUGUUUUGUCGUGCGCCACACCAAGCGAUUUAUUGGAGGCCGUUGCAUACCUCUUAACCUCAAACACUGCAACAAAGAAGAUGGGAAGCCUGCAGAGCCCCGAGAACCUGGAGACAGCAAACCCUGCUCAUUCCCUGGGCUGGGAGCUCUGCACUGUGCUGGGCUGAGCCAUGCGUGUGCAGAGCAAAGGGCCCUGAGGCCGUCCUGCCCCUCCACUGUGCUUCUCCCUCUUGAAGCCAUGAGGAAUUUCGCAGAGAUUUCCAAAGCCUUUGGGGAGAUGCUAUGGAAAUGUGCAGCUGGGGGGGACUGGAGCGCCCAGGGGCCCUUAAGUAACAUUUGUGCACACGGACAAAGAAAUCCUAACUAAUAAUGAGCCCCGUUCCAAGGUUAUGAUUGAGUUUUUCCCCUGUUCUGCUUGAUAUUUCUGCCAAAGAAAGAAAAAUCCUCGCUGAAGUCUAGCAGGAAAUCCAAUAAAAUUUCUUCAAAAGAUGGGUCUGACAUUGAAAAAUAGCAAAAUUAUAAAAGUAGGCCUCAGAAAAGAAAAGGGGAGAGUUAUUAUAUCUGGCACCUAGCGAGGGCCCAGAGCUCCCUCUCCAAAUGAGCCAUCACAGAUUGAAAGUGUUUAGCUUCCCGUUGAUUAAAUACGGUGAAGGACCCGAGGCGUGCCAAGCCUUGGGGAUCGAAAGUUUGUUUUCAGUCAGAAUGUGUUUUCAGUCAAUGGAAAAAAUGGUCAGCCUGCGCCGGGGUAUGUAACUGAGAAGCCUCAGGUUUGGAGUGAGUAAUGGCUGUGAUGCAGAAAUGCAGGAGGGUUGUUAAUCAUCCGACCCCAGCCCCCGUAACUCAACUCAGCAACUCCUAUGACUUUGGAAGUCGCUUUUUUUUUUCCUUUUGCUCUUUUUCAAUCUGUAUUUAUACGUGUGUGUGUGUGUAUGUAUGUAUUUUUAUGUAUAUAAAGGUCAUUUUCCUACA